Molecule: messenger RNA, 684 nt
Organism: Nematostella vectensis (starlet sea anemone)
Lineage: Eukaryota; Metazoa; Cnidaria; Anthozoa; Actiniaria; Edwardsiidae
Exons: 3
Coding region: 1-684 (227 amino acids)
Source: RefSeq, a predicted model, not a curated record
AUGUCAACUGAUGAUGAUUCGUCCACUGCAUCAUCAUCUGCUUAUAAACCGAGUUCCCAAUCAGAUACGAAUGAGUUUGAGCCGGGCGCUGGACCUUCGAAUCAGAUAGAAAGUGACUCGGAAUCGGAAGAGAACGGAUAUGCUGGUGAGCCAUUAGCCGAUCCAGAAUGGCUGCUCACCCACGAAACUAAACAGGAACAAAAGAGAGAGAUGGAAGAAGAUCUCAAUAAACGACUCACGAAAGCACGAGAUGGCGAAUGGUGUAAAUACGAAAAUUGUAACACGGAAUUCGUAAGAAAUAUUAACGAAUGUUAUUGCUGUACUGAGUUAGAGGGCUGCGUGGAAGCACUGCAAAGCGAUCUUGUUGUACAAGAUUUAGAACCAUGCACUAAACUAAAGUGCGUAACCGAACACCCAGGAUUUGCUCCGGUGUGCCUGGAGAAAUGGAGCCUGAGAAUGGCAGCAAAAAAGUUGCGCCGAAGAGAUAAGGAAACAUACAAGCAGACCGGGACAGAAGAAAGACUGCUCAGGGCUUUAGCCUACAGGGAGUUUACUAGGCUAAUUUAUGGAAUCAUGGGAAGGAAAAUAAUUCCACUACCUGCAUGUGCAUACCAUGCCAUACGCCGGACAUUUCCAAUGGCUGAAGAUGAUGACGGUGCUGGUUUUGAACUAAGAGAUGAUUAA